UCAACAGAUCCCCAGAACUGGAGUUAUAACGGUCCAGCUCGGUACGUAUAAAUAUUCCAUGCCUGUCGCCUGUGUAAUUAACAUGAUUAGCCACGGCAUUCACACCUCGUGUAGCGCAGUUUUCCACUCGAAUGACAUCUGCUGGUCAUUUGACAAUCCCUCAUUGUGGAAGGUCGCGCCUCUGAUUAGAUCAAAUCUUCACAUUAGAAUGCCAAAGAGGGUUUGACGUCAGAGGGGCUGAGGCACCCCACGGGCGAACCACAGACUCAGCACAUGAGGACCCGGGAGGACAAUGGUCGCCGUGGAGACCCAAGGGGUUGCCACGGGAACCAAAGGGCCCAGGAACCAAUGCCGUCAAGCCUUGAAAGAGCACAUAUGAGCCCAUCCUCACAACUUCCAGAGCCACUUGUUGGGUGAUCGCAGUGCCAAAUUGCCUCUCGUCAAGGCCGGAGUGCAGAGGACUUGUGGAAGACUACAGAUCCUUCUAGACCUGACCGUGGAAGCAGCCAGGCCUUGCGCAGCUUCCCUCUCUGCUAGCGGAAGAUUUUGUUUUCUCUCAUCCUGAAGUUCGUCAGUUGAAGAUCUGACAGCCAGUGAGGAUGACAGCAUCUGCAGUGGCAGGAUUGCCACCUCUCCGUCUGACCGUGCUGGUGCUGUGGACAACGUUCGGGGCCGUACAGCAGACAGCCUGCAUGCCAGUACAGACCCCGCCCUCCCCUAUACACGAGGAUGAGAUGGUACCACCCGGGUACCCCAACACACAACCCACCACCCUGGACUCUACCACAAAGAUUCCAGAGGUAGAUCAAGACCCAGCUACAACAAUGCCACCCAGCAGUGAGGUGAAGUUGGGCACCACAUCUGCAAGUGCAGGCACCAGCACCCCUGGCAGACUCCCAGCCACAACCCAAACCAUCCCUGGUAGCACUACCCAGGAUGGCGUCUACUCCACAUCUACGAGGCAGACCAUAGCCCUCCUGAGUACCACUGGUACAGAUGAGGUGAAGGUCACCACAGAAGCGACAGAGCGCCCAAAGAAUGCUACCACACCUGUGACCACACCACCGAAGAGUAUGGAGGACCUGACAACGUCAGAGCAAGGUAUGUCAUACGAUUACUGUACUUGCAGUAUGUACCUUAUAACUGGUAAAUUGUGAUACUGUGGUAACUCUAUAAAUGACAAUGUAACAAACUACCAACGUAAUUCUUCAAAAAGAUCAGUGAUUCCAACUUUCCUAAGGCU
Messenger RNA from Branchiostoma floridae (Florida lancelet), 1243 nucleotides. RefSeq names its product platelet glycoprotein Ib alpha chain-like. The record is from RefSeq and is a predicted model, not a curated record. Lineage: Eukaryota; Metazoa; Chordata; Leptocardii; Amphioxiformes; Branchiostomatidae. The coding region runs from base 600 to 1157 and encodes 185 amino acids. The transcript is spliced from 2 exons.